AUGAAGCCGAUACUUGAUAAGAGAGAUUAUAUGGGUAGCCAUGAGAGCUUUGAAAUGAAAGUCGUUUUGAAAGGAGAGUUCUGCGUGGUAGGUGCUCUGGCACAUCGUGAGGCUGGGUGCAUGGAAGUAGAGCGAGUCGUAAUAUUGUUGAGACUAAAAAAACGGUCCCUGGUUCUUGGUCAACCUCUUAUGCACCAUACUUGUUCUUCCUCCCUAGAACGGUCCCUGGUUCUUGGUCCUCCUAUGCACCUUUGUUCAUCCUUCUUCCACCCUUCUUCGGCUCUCUCCAGAACCCUUCCUUGGUUCUUCACCCCAUAUAAUCCCUUCUUGCUCAACCUCUCAUGCACCCUUCUUGUUCACACCUUAACGGUCACCCUUGUUCCUCCUUUCCAGAACACAAAGUCCCCUCUUCCAGAACGGUCCCUGGUUCUGGUGGACACGGCCGGGUGCGACUGCCAGGAGCUGGACACGGCGGAGGAACAGAGCAAAGGGAACGAGGGCGAGGCUAUCAUCGUCAGCCACUACGUCAGGGCGUUGCUGGAGGCCGGGCUCCCCGAAGAAGACGUGGCGGUCAUCACGCCCUAUAAUCUUCAGGUGGAGCUGGUGCGGGGGCUGCUCCGGGAGGACCACCCCAGGGUAGAGGUGCGCUCAGUGGACGGCUUCCAGGGGCGCGAGAAGGAGGCUGUGGUCAUGUCCCUCGUGCGAUCCAACAAGCAGGGUACUGUGGGCUUCCUGAGUGAGAAUCGCCGCCUCAAUGUAGCAGUGACUCGCGCGAGACGACACUUGGCUGUCGUCUGCGACUCGGAGACGGUAGGCACGGAUCCUUUCCUCAAGGGAUUCUUGGAUUACAUGGUGAAGCACGCCCUCGUCAGGACAGCCUUCGAAUUCCAACAUGAAAUGGAAACGACGGAAGUUGCAACACCAGAAUGCAUAUCCAUGAGACCAAAAGACGAGAAGAAAGACAAAAAAUCGGAUUCGAAGAACAAAAAGCCCAACAACAGAAAGGACGGGAAAGAAGGCCCCAAGAGGAAGAAGGGCGACUCGAAGCCCAAAUACAAACCCCCGACGGAGGAGGAGAACCAGGAGAGACGCCAGAAGUUGGAGGCGAUCAUCAAGGACUUCGUCAGUUCAGCGAGCAACGUCUACCAGUUCCCGCCGGGUCUGAAUUCCUUCGAGAGACGUCUGGUUCACGAGAUCUGCGACGCGGAGGGCCUCUUCCACCAGAGUCAGGGGGAGGGAAGUGAACGGUAUCUUGUCGUUCAGAAGGAGAAGACGGGAGAGGGCGCUGAGGCGAGGAAUAAGGACAAGGAGGAGGAAGAAAAGGAGAAGAAGGAUGAGGAAAAGGAGGAGAAUGAUAAAGAGAAGGAGGUUUUACCAGUACAGGUGGAGGAAGGAGAGGAAGAGGAUGAACGUAUAGAAGAUGAGGAUGAAGAGGAAGGACAGGGAGAAGACAAGAAGAGGGAAGAAGAAAAUGAAGUUAGCGAAUUCGCAGAAGAGAGAGAAGAGAAAGAAAGCCCCACAGCUGAUGGAGGUGCCAUCCCAAAGCUGAAGAACCUGAACCUCACUGACUCCAAACCACGCAUAGCAUUCAUCAACGGGAUGUAUCAGGAAGUCAGCAGGGAACACAAUAACACAAAGGCUGAUAAAACGGGGGAUAAAAUGGGCAAAGAGAAUGAGACGUCAGCGGCACGGUGUCAGAGCUGCGGCAAAGACAUCUUGCAACAGAACUUCAGUGUUCAUAGUGCACAGUGUGAGAGGAAGAUGAGGGCAAAGAAGGAGGAGAUGGAAAGAAGAAAGGCAAACCAGAAAAAGAAGAAGGAUGAGAGGAGGGAUAACAAGCCAGGAAAGGAUAAGAAAGGUGAAGAAGAGGAAGAAGAUUUUGACAGUCUGAUUGCUCGCUUCACAAAGGAGGACAACACAUGCUCGCAGCCCAAGUGCAAGACCCCAACGACCGUCAUCUUCCAGCAGUGUCCCUUCUGCAGGAAGACCUUCUGUCUGACGCACCACAUGGCCGAGGUUCAUGGCUGUGGGGACGAGGCCAGACGACAUGCUAGGGCGAUGGUGAUACGAGAAGGAGUGAUAUACCCGGGCAGUGGCAUUCCGUCAAAGAAGCCCAAAGACGCCAAACGCAAGCAGCUGCAGAGGAACCUGGACAAGAAGUUGGGUGAUCUAACAAGCCAGAGACAGAGCAAGAAGCCCGGCAAAGAUAAGGACAAAGGCAAAGGCACAAAGUGAUGAAAGUCGGAAAUGAAGCGUCGGGUUGCCAAAUGUCGUCUUUCAUGGGCGUCCUAGCGUGUUGUUAGUGUUAGAAAUGAGGCCUCGGGUUUUUAAAAUGUGUCUUUCACGAGCAUCUUAGGCUGUUGGAUGAAUAAACUGGUGCGGGAAGAGGUUCAAUGUGGUUACACCGAAUGUGUCACUUCCUGGAGAUAUUUCGGGAAGUACUCGUGCUUAUUGUUAACAGUUAGGGUGAGAAACAUUACUUUCUGCUCGCGUGUAUUUUAAAAGUGAUGUUUGUAUAUAGUGAUGCAAUUUUUUUUAUUGUUUGAAUAUAAAUACAUUGUUAUUGCAUAUAUAACUACAGAUAUUGCAUAUAUGUGUCUUAACUAAUCCGGUUUCUACAGACUAAUUCUCAGUUUUAUGUUGAUCUUCCAUGAUUACCAAAUGAAGAAAAGCUAUUUAUUUGUAGUGUUAUUUGACGGUUAUUUAUUAUCUAUUUAUAUUUGAACUAAAAUUAAUUAGGAUAUCAUAAAAAUCUCAGGUUUUAUAUUUAAAUUUAACUACUUAAAACAACUCUUCAUACAGACGUUGCAUUUUUUUUUAUCAGACAAUAAAAUUAUUCUCCCUUUGAUAAUAUCUCGAAAAGACAAGUAUACUUACCUUUCUUGAAGUAAAGAGGGAUAUAUAUAUUUUUUUCUUUCUUCAAAAAUAUAUAUUUAAAACUAUCUCAGGAUCCCAGAUAAUCCUUGAUUCUUUAUCCAAUGUUGAAAGCGCACUUCAUUUUUUGUUGUCAUAUUUUUUGCCAAUAAAAAUUCUAUAAUAUCUUAAA
Messenger RNA from Penaeus vannamei (Pacific white shrimp), 3046 nucleotides. Lineage: Eukaryota; Metazoa; Arthropoda; Malacostraca; Decapoda; Penaeidae. The record is from RefSeq and is a predicted model, not a curated record.